AUGGAUCCAGACGGUCACCAAGGGUCGGGCCUCCCCCUACCCAUACCUCAUCCUGCGAGCUCCGGGGGGUUGUUUUCUCACACAGAAGGUCCGAGCAAAGAGCUUUUUUGGACUUCGGUUCUGAUGCCCAUAUUCUGUAUACCAAUUGUCAUCUUGCGCCUUUGGACGAGCAAGAGGGUCGUUCAUAAGUGGCAUGUCGACGACACUCUCAUUAUUCUCGCCACGAUCUUUGCCGUAUUGUUUUCAGUAGACUCCGCCUUGAAUGCUCGCCUUGGCUCUGGGGAUCACAUCUGGAAUAUCGAUCCAAAGUCCUUGGAAAUACUCCUCAAGAGCACAAAAUGGGGUGGCCUGCCGGUCUACAACAUUGCAACAGUCUUCAUCAAGGCUUCGGUCUUGACGUUUUAUCUGCGCUUCACCGUCGACAUCUAUUUUAAGAUGUGUUCAUAUGCGGUCCUGUUCAUCGUCGUGGCCAACGCUAUCGUGAACAUUGUGGGAUCAGCCAUUCUCAAAUGCACGGCGCCUAGGCAACCUGCCUGCCAACAGACAAUCAUCAUUCAGAUUGUCAGUGCAGCUGUUAACACUGCAACCGAUGGUGUCAUUCUUCUUCUCCCGUUCUGGCUCCUUCGCCCCAUGAAGGUCCCUUUGAGCCGCAAGAUUGGGAUUGCUGUCGUGCUGAUGGCAGGAGGCUUUGUCUUCUUUGUGAGCAUCUUCCGCUUGGUAUCAACCAUACAACUAGAUGACAACCUGGACGUAACUUAUCGAGGGGGGAACAGCUUGAAAUGGAGCGUCAUUGAAACCUGGUCAGGAAUUAUAUGCGCCUGCAUGCCCUAUGCAAAGCCCCUGAUCAAUCGAUACUUCCCGCACUCAUGGGCUGCAACGAAACACGAUAGUAGUGGAUCCGAGAGACGAUUGGCUACUAUCAACAUGGAAGAGGGAGCCAACAACGAACAGCCUGAGAAUAAGGGUGUCUUGGUCGAAGCGAGGAAAGCGUCCAGUAGUAGGACUGAAUCUGUAUGUGUUCUGAGAGAUGCCAUAAUUCCGACAUAG
Molecule: messenger RNA, 1047 nt
Organism: Fusarium keratoplasticum
Lineage: Eukaryota; Fungi; Ascomycota; Sordariomycetes; Hypocreales; Nectriaceae
Exons: 7
Coding region: 1-1047 (348 amino acids)
Source: RefSeq, a predicted model, not a curated record